This is a messenger RNA of Stegodyphus dumicola, 1590 nucleotides long. RefSeq names its product sulfotransferase 2A8-like. The record is from RefSeq and is a predicted model, not a curated record. Gene Ontology annotation, molecular function: sulfotransferase activity. NCBI's taxonomy places the organism in Eukaryota, Metazoa, Arthropoda, Arachnida, Araneae, Eresidae.
AACUUUGACGCUUGCACUAAUAAAUAAAUGCUCUGUACACGUGAUAGUUUUUUUAGCAUAAAUACUCUGGAUUUUUUUGGAUCAUCAUAAUCAGAUUUGAGCUGGUCAGGGAGAUAGAAGACAUUGCUACACAGAUAGAAAUCACUAGUUACAUAUAAAUAUCAAAAUGCCGCAGUCCGAGGAGGAAACAAAAAAGGAACAAAAUGUAAAAGCGCAGAUGUCUGAAGAGGAAAUGAAAAAGGAGUCUUGUGUGCUUUUGCUGUUUGUUAGAGGACGUCCUUUCCCAGGAAGUCGAUGGUUCUACAAAGAAAUCAUCGAAGAAGCUUUAAAUUUCAAACCUCGAGACACGGAUAUUUUAAUCAGUACAUUCCCUAAGUGUGGUACUAACUGGAUGAAAUACAUUGUGCACACUAUCAUCACUAGAGGGCAGAAACCUUUAGAAUCGUCUCAUCAACUAACUUAUGAAGCGGUGCCUUUUGUAGACAUCAGUGGAAUUGCAGCCGUUGAAGCCUUACCAGACCCCAGACCUAUUCAUUAUCAUUUGCCAUACGAUUUGAUUCCAAAAAAUCCGAAAGCAAAAUACAUUUACAUAUUCCGAAAUCCAAAAGAUACGGUCGUGUCAUUUUAUCAUUUUACAAUGCAAACAGAUGAGCUUAAUGUAUCUUUCGACGAGUACUUUGACACCUUCAUGAAAGGACUUGUAGCUUAUGGUGAUUAUUUUGAUCACGUGUUGUCUUGGUAUGAGCACAGAAAUGAUCCCAACGUUUUAUUCUUAUCUUAUGAGCAGCUUCAUGCUAAUACCAAAGAACAAGUAUUAAGAAUUGCUAAAUUUCUUGGUGAGCAUUAUUAUGAGGAGCUUGUAAAAGAUAAAGAAUUAGCUGAGCUUGUCCUUAAAUUAAUCAGCUUUGAAAGUAUGAAGAAAACUUUGAUGAAAGAAGCACCCGGCAAACAUGAAUAUGAACUUAAAUCGGAGGCUAUUGAUUCACCAUUUCAAACACCAGGGCCUCGAUACGAAGUUAAAUAUCUGAGAUACUUCAGAAAAGGAAUUGUUGGUGACUGGAAAAAUCACUUGUCUCCAGAGCAAAACCGUAGAAUGGAUCAACGCAUUCAAGAAAAAUUUGGAGGCACGGAGAUAAUAGAAAUGUUCAAUGCAAAAAAGACAUGGCUUUAAACAUAUGUUAAUGACAAACUUUUAUAUCUGUAACAGAUAGAAGAUAUAUUUUAUCAGAAAACUGACAUUCCCGUGGAAGAUUAUGCAAAAUUAUGAGAUGAUGAUAUUGUUUUAUUUUGGAGAACUUACUUAUGAAACUUUUUCUUUUUUAUUUCUCUUUCUGCAUCAGAAAUGAUGAAUUCAAUUCAAAAAAGCAUCUCAACAUUUAACAUGAUAAUCAAAUAUUAAAGAAAAUAUUUUUUAUUUUUUUAAACUUUUCCAUUAUCAAAUACAAGUGGGAACUUUGCAUUUAGCUCUCAGGUCCCUACUGUUGUUGUGAUAUUACAUUAAUUUAUGUCUUAUGUGAAACAUGUGAUUUUUGUUACAAAUGUUGCAUACCAUUGUUUAUGUUAAGAUCAAAUAAAUAAUAGGUAUUGUUA